Aspergillus terreus NIH2624 is the source of this 1386-nucleotide messenger RNA. RefSeq lists its product as uncharacterized. Bases 1 to 1386 code for a protein of 461 amino acids. The transcript has 3 exons. NCBI's taxonomy places the organism in Eukaryota, Fungi, Ascomycota, Eurotiomycetes, Eurotiales, Aspergillaceae. The record is from RefSeq and is a predicted model, not a curated record.
AUGACGCAGACCCUCUACAAGAACUUCCCGGCCAAUGCGAAGAAAAAGGGCAUCUUCAAGUCUGAAAUCGCAAGCGAAAAGCUGUGUGAUGACGCCCUCCAACGCUUGUCGCCUUACCUGCUACGAAAACCUCCGGUGGACAUUCUCGAUCUAUGGCCGGGAGGAGGACUUCUUUCGUCGAAGGUCAAUGACUUUCUACGACCGCGACGACAUGUGAUGAUUGAGCCCGAACUGGAUACCUUCCAACCAAUCCUCCAACCGCUGGUCGACAGUCGCCCUUGCUACAAGUUACUAUCCAUGGAUAUCCAUUCGGUACGGGACUGGCAGAGCUUCCUUCUGGAGCAUUUCCCCGAUCAGGGGAUGUCGAACUGUGAUACAUCAGGCGCUCUCGCGAAGAACCAUACAUUACUUGUCCUAGCCAACCCUCCUCCCACGCGGUCCAAGAAAGACCACUAUACCCCAGCGCGAUGGUGGUCCGUGUUCAUGGAGACAUGCAUGCGACAGUCGGGAUUGCACGCCUUUGGCAGCGUCCGUCUCCUCGCCACACUUCCCGUAUCCGAUGCGCAAGCCGUCAUCCCUCGCACUGUCGCGGAUCGCAAGCGGCCCGCGCUCCUCACGGAGAACGUCGCCUUGCAUGCCUUCGAGGUCGCUGCACCCAAAGCCCCUCUUGCUUGGGUGAACUCCAAAGGCUGGGACUUGGUCGCCGCAAAUGCAGCGCGUGUCGCUCAGCGAGAAACAGAGCAGAAUAUCGUGAUUCCUCCGGGCCGGGAGCUACCACCGCUCCCGAUGGCUCCCGAGAGCCCCGAGCCCGGCCAGAUGCCGGUACCGUACACCCCGCGCCUCAACACCGAUCUCCACGACCGCCUGAUGGCUGUCAUCCGCGCCGGAGAUCCCGCAGAGUCCAAGCCGAUCAAAACCGCGGCCAAACCCAAGAAGUCUGCGGCGGCGCAGAAGCGAAUGCGGGCGUGCAUCCAACUCAACCAGGAUAAUCGGCACGCAUAUUACCGGCAGCAGAUCGUCGACAAGGAGGCCGAGAUCGACGAAAUGGUCAAAACCCUCUCGCGCGCCGCCGCCGAGCCGACCUCCACGCUGGCGUCCUUGCAACCGCUCGUCGACCAGAUCACCGCGGCCGAAGCCGCCGUCGAGGAACAGCGUCUGGAGCAGCACUUUGAAACGAUCAAGCAGGUGCCCGUGCUCAUCGACGACCGUCGCGCCUCCCUCCACUCGGGGAGCUUCGACGACGCGCUGCUCCUGUGGGAUCGGCGCCCAUUCGAACCCCUCUUCAUCCACCCCGAGGAACAGUACCCGCCGCGCGAUCAACGACAUCGUGAAAGCCGUGCCGCGGCUCGCCACGUUCGCCAUGAAGACCCCCAAGGCGGACUUUGA